AUGACUUCCAGACCAGACUCAAAACUCCUUGACGUGGUCAUCUCUCUCUAUAUCAAAAGCCUGACGACGGUGUCCACGUUCAUCGCUCUCCACCUGGCCUUUGUGGGUCGAGAUUAAUCGAUAAAACAUGCAGGCAGCAGGGGGAUCUAAUGUCUUGCUCCUGGUAUAUACAUACUAGUAUGGAGAAAGUAAACCCGCCAGCUUGCAUCAUGCAAGGGCCGCCCUCUUUUCAUUUCUUAUUCUGUUCAGUCAGGUAUGGACUCAUCAUCGCCGGCCCAGGAUCCCGCCGGGGUCAGUAUAGCUGCAAAUUGGUGUCUUCAAUUGAAUUCAUUCGUUUUCAACUUGCAUUGGAAGAUCAGGCAAUGACAGCAGCAAUCACGCUAUAUUGGGCUCGCUCCUUGCUUGCAAUCAUCUCCUCUCUUCUCCACCACCACCACCACCACCACCACCGUCUCCUCCUCCUCCACCUCCUUCCCACCAAGGGUGGACUGAAUUCAUCGGCGUGCGGGUGCAGGUGCAGUUGCGGUUAUGCUGUUGCUAUGCUGUUGAACGCGGUUGGUCGAUUGAUUUAUUCGCAGGUGGAGAAAUGCAUGCAGUACUAAACGCAGGUAAAGUAACGCAGGAGGAUAAAUUCCGCCCACCAUUGUCGAGCGAACAUCAUUGCGCGAUAGCACACUGUAGGGCGACUUUCCUUUCCGUUCCCAUCGCAGUUAUUAGGAAUCACAUAUCAAUGUUUCCCACGAAACAGCUCUUCGGAUUUUGAAGCGGCCCACCCUAUCAACUCUGGCUGUUGCUGUUCAAACUCUCGACGACUUCCUCGACAACAGCACUGACGCCGGAGAUUUCAUGGGCAAAGCGGCCCAAAAACAACCCAUCAACAUAUUUGCCCAAUCCGUUGCCCCCGUUCGUUUUGCCGCUCCACAAGCCGGGUCCAGCACUGCCGCCGUAGACGACUUUGACAGGACCUGAUCGACCACCAGGAACGGCGCGUCGGGCGACCUCGCGAAUGGCCUGGACGACCGGACCGACGUAGUCGACGCCGGCGGGCUCGGCGGCGCCAAUUGCCCAGACGGGCUCGUAGGCGAAAAUCACGGGCGCAUCGGACGGCACGGCACGCAGGAGUGUUUCGAUCUGCGGUGUGAGUUGGGCCAUUGCCAGCCCGACAGACUGGCUCAGGCGUCCGUUUUGGGGUGGUCGGUCCACUUCGCCGAUACACACCAGCGGGAUCAUGCCCAACGCGCACACGGCGGAUGCUUUGGCGGCGGCGGUCUCGUCGGUUUCACCCAGCAUUCGGCGCCGCUCGGCGUGGUUCAAUUCGACCACGGAGCACCCCAGCUCUUUGAGGGCUGGAGGCACAAUCUCGCCGGUAUAUGCGCCGUAGGAGGUCGAUUGGAAUGCGUUCUGGGCGCCGAGCGAGACGGGCCAUGAAGAAGAGGAGCUGGAGUCUGAAGGAGUUGAAAACCUCGUGGUCAGGAUUUGCGAGCAUGGGAAAAUGGUCAAAAAAUCCGGGAUCAGCACGAAGCGGACUUGGUCGUGGUGGGACGAGAGGAGCGACAGAAUCUUGUUGUUUUGAGUGUCCAGGAUCGAGUUGAGAUAGUUGAUCGUCCGGGAAGGGGAGAAGUAGGCCUUGGUUGAUGUGAGGAUUAGCUUGGGCGGGAGCGUAGGGUAUGAAGAUGAGGACGACAUGGUUACAAGACCACGGUCGGCGUAGGUAAUGAAUCGCCCGGGUUGUAGAGACGGUGGCAAGAAUUAGUCCUGGUUAUUUUAUAUUGGAUAAACCGAGACAGAGGUCGAAUUGGA
Messenger RNA from Exophiala dermatitidis NIH/UT8656, 1800 nucleotides. RefSeq lists its product as uncharacterized. The coding region runs from base 150 to 602 and encodes 150 amino acids. The record is from RefSeq and is a predicted model, not a curated record. Lineage: Eukaryota; Fungi; Ascomycota; Eurotiomycetes; Chaetothyriales; Herpotrichiellaceae. The transcript has a single exon.